Messenger RNA from Cornus florida, 681 nucleotides. Its product is annotated as protein RISC-INTERACTING CLEARING 3'-5' EXORIBONUCLEASE 2-like. The coding region runs from base 1 to 681 and encodes 226 amino acids. Gene Ontology annotation, molecular function: 3'-5' exonuclease activity; nucleic acid binding. The transcript has a single exon. Gene Ontology annotation, biological process: nucleobase-containing compound metabolic process. Lineage: Eukaryota; Viridiplantae; Streptophyta; Magnoliopsida; Cornales; Cornaceae. The record is from RefSeq and is a predicted model, not a curated record. Gene Ontology annotation, cellular component: cytoplasm; nucleus.
AUGACCAAGAUUGAAAUUGGUGAUGGAAAUAUUAUGGAAAUGUCACGUAUAUCUAGUGAAGACGAGCUUGAAAGUUGCCUCGGUCUGCUUUGGGAUUGUCUAAUUGCAGAGGGAAGUCAAAAAAUGGUUGGAUUUGACCUUCAAUGGAGGCCAAAGGGAGAUGUAAAAGGAUUUUUGACGCCAGAAUUGUUGCAUUUGUUGUUGUGCACCGAUGUUACUUGUUUUGUUGUACACUCGAGGUUUCUUUCUAAUGCAAAUUUGAAGAAAUUUCUUGCUCAAAAGGAAAUAACUUUUGUUGGAAUUCAUAUUGCCAAAGACCUUGCUAAGCUAGAACAUGAUUAUGGAAUUGUAUUCAGAAAUGUGGUUGAUAUUAGUAAGCAUGCAGCUAAUGUUUUGAGGAGACCUAGGCUUAGAGCAGGUAGUGUAUCAGAAUUGGCUUAUGAAGUCAUCAAUCUCAAGCUGAAUGAGAAGCCAAUUGGUGCUGUAUAUGACCCCUUUUUUCCAUUUGGUAGUGGGAAGACGAUGGAGUAUGCAGCAAUUGAUGCUUAUGCUUCAUUCAAGAUUGGGAAGAAGUUACAUGGAAGACCAAUUCAAAGAGUUCAAUUGUUCAUUUUGACGACCGUCAUUUUCAUUUGGUUCAUGCUUCUUGUUCUUUUAUGUUUCUCAUUAGCUUCCUUCUGA